Messenger RNA from Lichtheimia ornata, 330 nucleotides. RefSeq lists its product as uncharacterized. The coding region runs from base 1 to 330 and encodes 109 amino acids. The record is from RefSeq and is a predicted model, not a curated record. The transcript has a single exon. Lineage: Eukaryota; Fungi; Mucoromycota; Mucoromycetes; Mucorales; Lichtheimiaceae.
AUGAUGGUCCAAGUGCUUGGUCCUGCUCAUAUUCUUCCUCAUGGCCGCGCCACAACCACAACACCCCACCAAGCAAGCAAUGUCAAUCACGUCUCCAAUGCAGUUGGGUGGAUUCUAUACCAUGGUUCCGAAGCAGCUCAUUCUCAACAGCAUCACCUUCUGGUUUCCAUUAGCGACAUGAACGAGAAGCUCCUUGUGAACAAGUCCCCAAAUCAGCCUUGGCAACCAGCUCCAACAAGCGUUCAGAUUUCAGUGUCCACAUGCUCUUCCCCAGAUAUCGAUAUGAUGUAUUGGUAUCAAGCCCUUAUCAUCAACAUCUUCUUUUGGUGA